Lycium ferocissimum is the source of this 537-nucleotide messenger RNA. RefSeq lists its product as uncharacterized. The coding region runs from base 1 to 537 and encodes 178 amino acids. The record is from RefSeq and is a predicted model, not a curated record. The transcript has 3 exons. NCBI's taxonomy places the organism in Eukaryota, Viridiplantae, Streptophyta, Magnoliopsida, Solanales, Solanaceae.
AUGCACGAAACACCCACUGAGUUUGGAAUCUUAAUAACUGACAGAUAUCCACAAACAAUAUCAAACGGUGUAGUGCGUUAUGGCAUGCACAAUAUCAACGAUGAUAAAUCUUUGAGUGAUUAUUUGGGAUCGCCGGAAGAAUAUCGUGAUUUAGUAUUCAUUAAUGUUCUUGAGAUGUAUGUUGAAAAGAUACCUCGGGAAGAAAUCCCUCAAGUCCAGCCUAUUCAUGGUAACACUUAUGGGGACUUUAGUUCUUAUGGAGACAUUUUGAGUGGUCAAGUGCCGUUGGAAAAUCUAAGCCAGCAAUUUAAUCAAGCUUACAAUGAAAAUUGGAACUAUUCUCAAAACUCACCAGUGGUACCAAAUAUGGAUGUUGGUCAAUCCUCUCAGUUCGGUGGAGUUGAUCAUUCUCCACACCAUGACAAAGCGCUUAUGAACAACGAAGAAGGUCGUGAUGAUGCAUUUGUCUUCACAAGAGAAGAUUAUGAUAGUCGCUUAAAAACCUGGAUUGAACCUAAGGAUCUCAACAAAGAUUGA